AUGUUUUUGUACGGCAGUAGUACAGCAAAAGACGGCUGGUUGUUAGUUCUCGCUUCUUCCUGCGCAUGUAUAGCUGGUGCCAGUCUGAUCUUUCUUAAACGACGAAUACUAGAAAAUAAACACUUCAUAUCAGCUUCUUUAUCGUUGGGUGGAGGCGUUCUGCUGUUCAACUCACUUUACAUUCUGCUACCAGCAUCUCAUCAAAACCUUAACUCUAACUUAUUGACUUUCGCAUGCUUCUUCAUUGGAGUUUUCUUGACAAUAAGUUUAUCAUAUAUAGUAGAAUGGUCUACGCCAAAUGCUAUUCACACCUCCACCAACAUCGCCACGAUACAUAAUCAUGAUGUUGAAUAUGGAACUGUUGUAGUAGGAGAUGCCAGUCAUGUCGAUCAUAAGAAAGACUUUCUAUCUAUUGGUAUACAGACCGCUAUUGCUAUCUGUAUUCACAAGUUUCCAGGUUAUCAACUGGGAUUAAAGGUCACUGCAGCAAUGACCAUCCAUAACUUUGUUGAAGGAUUCCUGAUAUCUCUACCUUUAUUCCACGCUAUAAACUCACGUUCUGCUGCCUUCAUCUACGCUUCCUUGCUGGGCGGAUUAUCCCAGCCAUUAGGCGCUGUUUUAGGCUUACUAACAAUAACAGAACUAGAUCAAAUAUACAACAAGUAUCUAUUCGGAAUUACUUUUGGUGUAGUCAGCGGAAUGUUGUGCUUCAUUGCAAUACAGAGCAUGCUUCCUCAAGCUGUUAAAUUAGACCAUCAUAAUCAAAGAAAUGUUACUCUAUUCUUCUUCAUUGGGAUUUCUUUGAUAGGCUUUUCGAAUAUCAUUCAGUCUCUGUAA
This is a messenger RNA of Mycotypha africana, 837 nucleotides long. RefSeq lists its product as uncharacterized. Gene Ontology annotation, biological process: zinc ion transmembrane transport. Bases 1 to 837 code for a protein of 278 amino acids. The record is from RefSeq and is a predicted model, not a curated record. NCBI's taxonomy places the organism in Eukaryota, Fungi, Mucoromycota, Mucoromycetes, Mucorales, Mycotyphaceae. The transcript is spliced from 5 exons. Gene Ontology annotation, molecular function: zinc ion transmembrane transporter activity. Gene Ontology annotation, cellular component: membrane.